AUGGAUUCCGAUCUUGACUCUUCUAGAAAUGGUUUCUCUGUAUACGUUCUGUUGGCAAGACUAAGUUUUUACCACUGUCUCAUAACAAUGGUGAAAUGCAAUGAGCCCAAGUCGAAGAAUGAGCUAAAUGUUGAGGCCUUUUCUGAUUCCAAGUUCAAGAUGGGAAUAUCUUUGGAAAAGGGUCUUAGUGGUGUUCUCAGCCUUUUGAUUAGUGCUGAAACUUUCCUUGAAGUCAUUCCUCAUGCUUGCAGAUCAAAUGGAUCAAACGUGUUCACCUUUUACUUUGAAGACAUCAUUGGAUUGAUUAAGUACAUCAUCGACUUUGGUCUUGCUAAGAUGUACAUGACAAUACAACAAAUCAGCACAUUCCCUACAGGUGAUAUCAUUUGUAUCAGUUCUUCAAUGUUCUUCCUUUGA
Molecule: messenger RNA, 417 nt
Organism: Arabis nemorensis
Lineage: Eukaryota; Viridiplantae; Streptophyta; Magnoliopsida; Brassicales; Brassicaceae
Source: the annotation of a GenBank genome assembly